AACUCCGAAUAUGGACACGGAGGAAUGGAGUCCUACGGCGGAGGCUCAACAUGGAGGACCGGAGCACCGUGAGGUAGAGAGCUGCGAGUGUUCAGGCUCUGCUGCCGGGCCGUGAUGCACUGACGACCCGACGCCUGGGCGGAGCAGCCGGGCAGAGCAGCCGGGCAGAGCAGCCGGGCCACAGGGCUUCAGACCGGCUCCGGCCCGACGCGAUGCCGUGGCUCAGCGGCGGGAAGAGGACCGACAGCAGCGAGCUGCCGCUGCCCGCAGGCUGGGAGGAGGCCCGGGACUACGACGGGAGAGUGUUCUUCAUCGACCACAACACCCGGCAGACGUCCUGGAUAGACCCCCGAGACAGGAUCACCAAACCGCUGACGUUCGCAGACUGCGUUGGAGAUGAACUGCCUCUCGGGUGGGAGGAAGUUUAUGACCAGCAAGUGGGAGUUUACUACAUCGACCACAUCAACAAGACCACCCAGAUCGAGAACCCGCGGACCCAAUGGCGUCAAGAGCAGGAGCGCAUGCUGAAGGAGUACCUGGUGGUGGCCCAGGAGGCCCUCAAAGCCAAGAAGGAGAUGUACCUGGUCAAGCAGCAGCGUCUGGAGCUGGCUCAGCAGGAAAUGUUGCUCUUCCACGAGCUCUCCGAAGACAACCGCUCCAUCACCAGCGCGAUCUCCGGCUCGUCCUCAAACUCGAAAUACGACCCCGACCAAAUCAAGGUGGAGGUGGCUUGUAGACGCGAGCGGCUCUCCAGACUGAAGCAGGAGCUCGCCCAGGUGAAGCAGGAGCUGCAGUAUAAGGAAAUGGGAGUGGAGACCCUGCAGGAGAUUGACAGGAAGAUGUCCAGCAGUCAGACGAACUACAAGCUGGACGAGGCUCAGGCCAUCUUCACCGAGCUCCGCAGCAUCAAGAAAGCCAUCAGCACGGGCGAGAAGGAGAGGCAGGACCUCAUCCAGUGCCUGGCGAAGCUGACCGUGAACUUCCAAAACAGCGACUCGGCUGGCGAGGUGGCGAACAGCACCGGAACCGUCGGUGACUCGUGUAAUCUGCAGCAGUACUGUGACACCGGCUGUCAGACUGACAUCAUGGGAGAGUAUGGUUCCCAAGACUCCACACAUUUAGUGGACAAAGUCAAACUCAACUGGCAGUACGAGGAAGCCAAGAAGAAGGUGCAGAGCGUUCAGCACCAGCUGGCACAGCUGGACGGAGAGAGCUGGUCGGGACGGGCCGAGGCGGACCGGGACCGCGACUUCAUGCAGCUCCUCCGAGAGAAGGAGGCCCUGCUGCAGGAGCUCAUCCUGGUCAGCAAGCAGCAGCACUCUGCGGAGACGCUGCUGCAGCUGGAGGAGGAGCGCUGUCGGCUGGAGGAGGAGGUGCAGAGGGCCCACAGCUCCCAGAGCCAGGGAGCCAAUCAGAGGAUCCUGCAGCAGGAGAAGAGGAACGCUCUGCUGAGGCAGCUGGAGGAGGCGACACGCAUCACCACCUACCUCCACUCCCAGCUGAAGAGCCUGUCGGCGAGCUCUCUGACGGUGUCGUCCAGCAGCAGCCGUGGAUCUCUCGCCUCCAGUCGUGGAUCGCUGGCGUCCAGCCGUGGCUCCCUCAGCUCCAUCAGCUUCAGCGACAUCUACGGCCUCCCCCAGUACGAGCGCCAUGACGGGGCCGGCGAGCCAAUGGACCCCCACCUGCGCUACCUGCUUCAACCGGAGACCCCGUCCAGAGACUGCUCCGUGUACCCCGACCCUCUGACCCAGAGCAAAAGCAAGCGCUCCCACGACACGCCGCAGUCGCUGGCCUCGCUCUCCUCCCGGUCCUCGCUCUCCUCCUUGUCGCCGCCCAGCUCCCCCAUGGACACGCCCUACCACUGCCCCCAGGACUGCCCUCUCACCCAGAUGACGGAGGAGUACAUGGAGCAGGCGGGCCGCGGUCUGUUGGAGGGGCUGCGGGCUCAGACGCAACCGCUGUCCCACGGCGCCGUGCUGGGCGGCGAGGACGCGGUCAGCCCCGCCGGCGUGCACCAGCUGGACAACAAGAGUCACAGAGACGCCGCGGCUCAGAGCGCUUUCACCUCCACAGGAGUGACCCUGAGGGGGAACAGCGCCAACAGAAGCGGCCGGAGGGCCCGGAGAGUCUCUGCUGGUGUGUCCGAGGACGCUCUGGCCACAGACAGCGGUGUGUUCGAGGCCUGGGGCAGAAGGGCCGAGGAGUCCGAUGAGAUGUCGUACAUGAAAGAUCUGACCUCUGUGAGCGAGCCCACCCAGAUCCAGCUGGGUCUGCUGUGGGAGUCGGGUUCUCAGUCUCUCCGGCUUCAUCUGCUACAGCUCAAGAAUCUGAACAGGUCCAUCGUGAGAGACGGCUUCAAAGUGUAUGUGAAGGUGCACUUGAUCCCGCUGGACGCCGGCCGGGCCUGUGCGUUCUACUGCUGCACGGCGUUGGAGCCGCAGUCCCAGAUGAGUUUCAACGAAGGCUUCCGCAUUCCCGUCGCCGCGAACGCCCUGACGGUGUGCGCCCUGCAGCUGUCCGUCUGCUCGCUGGGUCCCCAGGCUCAGGAGGAGCUACUGGGCACAGCCCAGGUGAGCCUGGCUGACUGUGAGGGCAGUGCAGAGAUGGUCUACCACUGGCUGAGGGUGCAGACGCUGAGCGGGACGCCGGAGAUAACGAGGCCCGAACAGAAGAACCUCGUCCACCGAAGACACCACGACAGCCAGGAAGACGAGCAGAGGGCCCGAGUCGUGGACACUCUGCUGUCCCGCACCUCCACCACCUCCUCCACCACCACCCACCGGGAGGAACGGGAGGCAGAGCUGGAGCUGCAGAUGCUGGAGAAGAAGGACGAGGCGGGGAAGACGGCAUCCGAGAGGAGUUGGCAGGCGGAGUCGGUGGACAGCGGCUGCAGCAACAGCACGGCGUUCACAGCUCCCUUCUCAGAGGGGCUGUGUGCAGAGGGCAUCUGCAGCGCCACCGGGGGGCGCUGUGACCAGACGAGCAGCAAACUGUCCACAGUAAAGGUGGAGAAGGCCACCAUGACAGAAGGCCUGUUCCCAGAGCCGGUGCGAGUCCGGCCCAAAGAGAGGGGGGGUCGCUGGGGUCACGCCUCGCCGUUCAUGCGCGGCAGCACCAUCGUCCGCUCUCAGACCUUCUCUCCUGGUGCUCGCAGUCAGUACGUCUGCAGGUUAUAUCGCAGCGACAGUGACAGCUCAACUCUACCAAAGAAAUCGCCGUUUGUCAGAAACACGUUGGAAAGAAGAACGUUGCGAUACAAACAGCAGUCGUAUCGCUCCUCCCUCGCCGAGCAGCCGACGCGUACCUCCCUGGACCUGGAGCUGGAUCUCCAGGCCUGCAGGACGCGUCAGAGGCAGCUGAUGGAGGAGCUGAACGCUCUGAGGGAGCUGAAGCUGAGACUGGAGGACCCCAACGCCAGGGACACCACCGAUCUCCCCCACUGGGCUCUGAGGGACGAGCGAUUCCGCUGCCUGCUCCGAGAGGCCCAGAGACAGGCCAACCAAAGCAAGCAGGAGCAGCGUCAGGAGGAGGCGGCAGAGCGGAGGCUGAGGAAGGCUUCCAAAGAGGUUCUGCAGAUGAGGGGGCAGAGCCACAAGGAGCCCCUCCCUGUGCAGACAUUCAGAGAGAAGAUGGCUUUUUUCACAAGACCAAGGUUCAACAUACCUCCUUUGCCAGCUGACGACGUAUGAGAGCUCGCCUCUGUUAUGUGACUAAACAUGAAGUAUUUGUCAAAAGAAAAUUCUGAGCUCAUGAAGUACAAAGUUGUUUUUCUACCGAGGACUCGGGCCGGGUGACACGCAGAUGAUGGUGAAGAUUAGAAGGUUUCACAUUUUUCAAAGUGUUUUUUCUUACAGACACGAACACACAAGUUAUCAUCAAACAGCGCGGCUGUUCAUUUCCUUUUCUUUGGGCGGGGGGGACAAAUCUCUUUAUCCUGUUUGAGUUACUUCUGUUGUUUGUGCUUACAAAAGGCUGGAAGACGGGAACAAAAGUCGGUUUGGACAAAUUCACUGUACUGUAACUUAUUUUAUAGUACUUUUCCUUGAAGGAAAUUAAAAAACAAAAAACGCUUCCUGCUUUUUAAGUGUAUUGUGUAGCUUUUGAACAAAUAGCACUUCAAUGUUUUUACAUACAGUUAAAUGGAACUAUUGUCUGAUUUUUUGUUUUUCUGUUACCUAAUUCUUAAGAGUUAUUUACAUAAAAUGUCACUUUGUAAUCCACUUUUAUUACAGAUGUCAUUGUCCUUUUGUUGUUAAAAUUAAUAUUAUUACUUGUAUUUUCAAUAUAUGGAUGAAUAUAUGAGACACUGUAUUCAGAUUUUUUUAUGAUGUCUGUAUGAACAUCUGCAGUGUUACCUCUUGUGAAGAUAAAAACUCAUUAAACCACGUCGUGAUGCUCGGCCUUUUAAAUAAGCAAUGUUUCACAUAAUCAACAGGAUUCUUUUUCUGCUCACACUAACACUUUUCUUUAAAUGUGUCACGAUGUUACACGUGAUUUUCCUCUUGAACCACAGGCGGGUAGCGGCGAUGACCCACUUCGGUCUAAACUUGCCGAUUCUUGAGAAGCUCUACCGCACGCCAGGCAGCUGUGUCAGCUGAUUGUCUAGAUACGACAUCCUGUUUGAGAUUUUUUUUUUUUUUUCACGCAAGCCACGAGAAGCCGAGGAGCGGCAGAAUGUCGCUCUGCAGGAGCACAAACAGAUCUGUUAUUAAAUUUCUCACACAGAAAAAAUGCAGCUCACUGAUUGAAAGUGUUCAUGAAGCCUUCAGGCAGAAGCAGGUCACAGGUCUCUGCUUGUCUGUUGAACCGUCAUGUUGUCCUGUUUAAUGUGAGACACUCGGCUCUAAAGUUCAUUACUAUUGAUCAUCACUUUAAGCACCCACCACUUCCAUUCAUACCAAAAGGUCAGCUGGUUGUGUUUGAUCAUGAGGCCUUUUUAUUCCUCUAUAAAUGCUUUUUCAUGCUCCGAUCAGUUCAGAGAUUUGGGUCUUUUUUCCUUCCAUAACACGUCUAGUGGACUAGUGGAAAGAAAACAUUUAUUUUACUACUUU
Anoplopoma fimbria (sablefish) is the source of this 5051-nucleotide messenger RNA. It is a transcript of the gene wwc3, whose product is annotated as WWC family member 3. Gene Ontology annotation, cellular component: cytoplasm. NCBI's taxonomy places the organism in Eukaryota, Metazoa, Chordata, Actinopteri, Perciformes, Anoplopomatidae. The record is from RefSeq and is a predicted model, not a curated record. Gene Ontology annotation, biological process: regulation of hippo signaling; cell migration; negative regulation of organ growth. Gene Ontology annotation, molecular function: kinase binding; molecular adaptor activity.